This is a messenger RNA of Pelagomonas calceolata, 2037 nucleotides long. NCBI's taxonomy places the organism in Eukaryota, Pelagophyceae, Pelagomonadales, Pelagomonadaceae. The record is from the annotation of a GenBank genome assembly.
CCCACUCAUCCUACUUGAGCUCGCGGUUUAAACGCGCAAACGGCGCGUGGGGCAGCCGCAGCGAUGGCGCAGAGGCGCGUAAGAGGUUGCCUGGGUACCGCAUAGGUCGCCCGCAUGGACUUGGCCACGCCGCCGCAGUCGCCGCAGCCUAAAAAUGUGCGACUCUCUGCGAUUGCCAAAAAGGCGCUCAAGCGAGUGCGGAGCCCGAAGAAGACCUUUGAAUCGCCCCUCGAGAAGCGUAGGCCCGGGUCGCACAGCGACCUGGACUUGGAACACCGCCAGGCGGCCGUGGCCGAGUACCGCGCGGCGCUCGGGCCCGGCGGGACGUUACCACCAGGUGCUAAGGCCCGUCUUCUCGAGAAAUUCAAGCCGUACAACAUCAGCUAUCAGUCCAUCACACGGUGGAACAGGACGCAGCGCAAAGCCGAGGCCGAGGGAGCUGACCCGGUCAAAUCUCGGCGUUCUCUGGCAUCGAAGCGAAUAGGUCGAGCCGCGACCAACACCAAAUUGACCGUGCCUAUUGCGGAGACGAUUUUGGAGAUUAAUUGGAAGUACUGGGGCAAGCUCUCUACUAAAAAGCUGUUGGGCAAGGUGGUGAAGGAGCUGCCCGAUCUCGAUGGCACUUCUGAAGAAUCUAUGCGUCGCUGGUGCAAAGCUCUCGGUGCCAAAAAGCAUAGGCAGUAUAUUAAACCACUUCUGCGUCUGAGACACAAAGUUCAGCGUCUCAAGUGGGCAUUAGAUGAAAUUGAUGGCAAUGGUAUGUUGUCCGACCAUAAGGACACCGUCCAUGUUGAUGAAAAGUGGUUCUUUCAAAUGGAUGACGGUGCCGUGUGUCGAGUCUUCCCAGACGCCCAUGGGAACUACACUUUGCCGCCCCCUCGGAGGCUUUAUCACAAGUCUCGAACACCAAAAUUAAUGUUUCUCGUGGCGGUCGCACGGCCCCGUCCUGAGUACAAUUUCGAUGGGAAAAUAGGUAUUUGGCACUUUGCCAUAGUUCGCAAAGCUAAAAGGUCACAUAAGGCGACUGGGACGGUCAAGGGAGUCACCGACAUUAUGGAGACGUAUACCGUCGAUGCCAAAGUGUACCGCAAAGUAAUUACAGGUAAGGAAGGUGUCAUGGAGGCAAUCCGAGAGAAGAUGUGGUGGUAUAAGAAGGGGUCUGGAAAGCCGGAGGCCGGUCAAGAAAUUUGGUUACAGCACGAUGGGGCACGACCACACACAGCAAAGGCAAAUGAAGAGGUGUUCGAACAAAAGGGUCAGGAGGAAGACUUCUUAAUCACUGUAUGUGAACAGCCGGCACAGUCUCCCGACACCAAUAUGGAUGAUAUCGCCUUCUUCAACUCGCUACAGUCGGAUACGAGCUGUGUUUCUACGUCGAACCUUUUUGAACUGCGAGACGCAGUCAAUAAAUGCUACGAGGAGUACCCCGCCGAGCGCCUCGAAGCCUGCUGGCGCGUCCUGAACGUUAAUCUGCGAGGAAUAUUGGAAACCGAGGGCGACAACGACUACGCGAAACACGUCGGCAACCGGAAACGCGCCACUAAGGGCCUCGAAGAGAUCCGGAAGGUCCCCUCGGACACCAUCAAGAAGGCCAAGCGUGCCUUCAGAAAAUUGCUCGCCCAAUGGAAGAAAGAAAACCCCGACAAAGACAUCGAUGAUGCCUCAGAGUCGGAGAGCAGUGAGUCCGAGGACGAUUAGGGCGCCGUUUGUGCUAGUCUAAGGUCUUUAUGUGUACCGAGCGGGCGAGGGGGCUGGGGACACUCCCUGGUAUUAAGGGAAACCCGCACCACCCCCGUCACGCGCGGCUGGCCCUCCGAGAGUACAGCCCCUCUACCUCGCGGGUUUUAGCUCUCCGUAGUAUCUCAGCUUCAACUCCCCCCCACGUCAACCUCAAGUUGAAGUAAGGGUAGUCAUAGGUAGCCACGGACCCACCUCAGACCUCCUCAAACUCACUCCUACUUCUGCUGGGUUCUUCCGGACGCUUUCAGACGUCUAUCUGGGAGCUCAAGUAGGUCGAGUGGGAGGAAGUACAGACAG